Macaca mulatta (Rhesus monkey) is the source of this 3033-nucleotide messenger RNA. RefSeq names its product kelch domain containing 1 (gene KLHDC1). Gene Ontology annotation, molecular function: protein binding. The record is from RefSeq and is a predicted model, not a curated record. NCBI's taxonomy places the organism in Eukaryota, Metazoa, Chordata, Mammalia, Primates, Cercopithecidae.
CAACUGUAGAAACGACAUUUUGAGAUAAUCAAGGAAUUUGACUACAGACUGACUACUAAAUGAGGCUGUACUGCCAAAACACAAUUCCAAGAGAGAAGGAAUCUGCGCGUGGGAACCCCAGGCCCCUUCCCCACUGCCAGGAGCCAGACGUCCCUCCGCAGCCGCGCCGCCCCUCGCUCUACUCCCCGAGCGAAAGCCGCGGGACGUCGCAGACGCACUGACUCCGCCUUCCACCAAUCUCGACCCUCGCCGCGUUCCGUUCGUGCGUGGAGCAGUCGGGACUGGAGGCUAGGCCGCCGGGCGGGCAGGGGCUGUGGCGCGGCAAGCGGCGGGCCAGCGAUGGCGCGAAUGGCGGACUCACAGCUGUUCUGCGUGGCGGAGGAACGCAGCGGCCACUGCGCCGUGGUGGACGGAAACUUCCUCUACGUGUGGGGGGGCUACGUGUCUAUUGAAGACAAUGAAGUAUAUUUGCCUAAUGAUGAAAUUUGGACCUAUGAUAUUGAUAGUGGGUUGUGGAGAAUGCACCUCAUGGAAGGAGAACUCCCAGCCUCCAUGUCAGGAAGCUGUGGUGCUUGCAUUAAUGGAAAGCUGUACAUUUUUGGAGGAUAUGAUGACAAAGGAUACAGCAAUCGACUUUAUUUUGUUAAUUUACGAACACGAGAUGGAACCUACAUUUGGGAAAAAAUCACCAACUUUGAAGGACAACCACCCACACCACGUGAUAAACUUUCCUGCUGGGUAUAUAAAGACAGACUAAUAUAUUUUGGUGGUUAUGGGUGUAGGAGACACAGUGAACUCCAAGACUGUUUUGAUGUUCAUGAUGCAUCUUGGGAAGAGCAGAUAUUCUGGGGAUGGCAUAAUGAUGUCCAUAUAUUUGACACAAAGACACAGACUUGGUUUCAACCAGAAAUUAAAGGUGGAGUUCCACCACAGCCACGAGCCGCGCAUACGUGUGCAGUUCUUGGAAAUAAGGGUUAUAUCUUUGGCGGACGUGUUUUGCAAACUAGGAUGAAUGAUUUGCACUAUCUAAACCUAGACAACUGGACUUGGUCUGGAAGACUUUUUUUCCCCCCUUGCCACAGGAUUACUAUUAAUGGAGAAAGCCCAAAACAUCGGUCAUGGCAUACUUUAACACCUAUAGCUGAUGAUAAACUUUUCCUAUGUGGUGGACUAAGUGCAGAUAAUAUCCCAUUAAGUGAUGGUUGGAUUCAUAAUGUCACAACAAAUUGUUGGAAACAACUUACACAUUUACCUAAAACAAGACCUAGGUUAUGGCACACAGCCUGUUUGGGAAAAGAAAAUGAAAUAAUGGUAUUUGGUGGGAGCAAAGAUGACUUACUUGCCUUGGAUACAGGUCACUGUAAUGAUUUAUUGAUCUUUCAAACACAGCCUUAUUCGCUACUCAGGUCAUGCCUUGACUGCAUUGGUAAAAAUUCUAUCAUGUUAGAAAGUCAGAUAUCUUUGUUACCUCCUAAACUUCUGCAACAAGUACUCAAAAAAAUAACAUUUUGGGCUGCAGCUAAUCACCGAGAAGAACAAAGAGUCCAAAAAGAAGAAACAGAAAAGAAGUAUCAGUGGAUCAGUAGCAAUUAAAUUGUUACAUACUCUACAUAUUUAGUAUGUCUUAACAUUUUAAUCAGACUGUACAUUUACACUCCCAAAUUGCAGGCUCUAUUUAAAGGAUAAAAUUUGGAAUACAAAUACUCUGUUAAGUGACUAUAUGCCAUGGGAUAUAUGAAAAAAAGAUGUUAAUGCAGAUUAAUUUAUAUUUGUAAACAAAUUUCCUUACAAGCUACAGAACAAUUAUUCUUUCUGAAAGUAAGUACAGUUAUAACAGAUUUUAACUCAAAUAUGUAUUCUUUAAUGGAAAGAUUACAUACAUUUGAGAAUAAGAAAUUACUCUCAAGAACUUCAGAAAUCCCCAACGUAAUUUCAUAAAUAUAUAAAUACAUGUAUGUAUGCGAAAACACUACAUAUACACUUUCAGAAAGAAUAAACUUUCUCAAGUCAUUUUGAAGUUACCUAAGGUUCUCUUUGAAUAACUAAUACAGUGGGCCAAAUAUUAUAAAAUAGGCAAACACCAGAAUGGUAUUAAAUAUUGAACUCUUGCCCUUUUCGACACUUACCUAGUAAAGUAUUCUUAGGCAUCAUCAUAACUUUUCCUCACCUUUAUUCGAAUAGAGGAAUAAAUGUCUUCAAUUGUCUCUCCAUUACCCCUAAGUUAUUAGUUUGUCUAGUUUAUAUAUAAAGACCAUGCUUUAAAGUACAUAAAGUGGAGGUUUAUUUAUCAUACAGGCUUUGAAACAUUGAGAAGCAGUAUUUUUAUUAACUUUUUGAGACAUAUUAAAAUACAUUUUGCCUUAGAAGACUGCUUCUAAAGUAAUUUUUGUAAGUAAUGAGAUGGGAUGGUAAUCUAGUAAUUUGACUUUAUAGAAACCCCUCAGUUUGGCCCACACCAUUCCACAGAGUUGUGCUCAAGACAGACACUGAAAAAAUCUCAUACCUUCCGUUUUAUUUUCAGCAUUACCAUCUCUACAGAAAUAGAACACUGUAUCUUUAUAUUCCUAAAAAUGGUACUUUUGGCAUAAUUAAGAAAUUUUUCUUCAUAUUGUCACAAUCAUGCCCUUCCAUUGAAUUACUAAUUACAAUUAAUUACUAAAAAGCUUGGUAUAUGAAAUUAUUCUCCACAAUAUUACCAUGUAAGUUAUCUCUGAAAUUUAAAAUGUUAAAGAAAAAUAUUUCUAUAUUGAAAUAUAUAUAAUUUAUAAAUGAAAUUAUAGUAGUUUGUAGUAUUUCAUUGAAUUUUAGAGAGAUAUUUCAUAUAUAUUUACUGUAUUUUGGAUGUGUAAAGCUUCUAUUUAUGUAUUGAAAUAUUUUUUUACAUUUUAUUUAUUGUACAAAGUAUAUGUGAUUACUGUCUUCGUUUUUGUCAGUGUAAAGCAGUCAUUAGAAUUGAUUGUACAAAAAAUAUUUCAUUGUCAGUUUUCAUUUUUCUCACUAUUUUUAGGCUGAAUAACAGAUUUAGAAAAUGAA